AUGGCGGCCGUUGAUAAGCCAGGGGACCUGGCACGUAUGAUCGAAGAGUCGGAACAACUGCGCCGACGCAUCUUGGAGAAGCCGGAGCAAGUUCUCACGAGAUGGGUCAAUGAGCGUGCGGUUGGAGUGGCCAGUGUGGCCGCGAUGCGUUUGAAUCAUCGUGCUCUGGAGGUGGUUGCCACGUGGUGGGUGCAGCGAUGUGAUCAUCCGAAGACAGAUCGUUGCUUGGAUGAGUUCUACGACAUCCUCCGGCAUGCAUGGACUAUUCCUGAAGGUGGCUUGCCUCACGAUGAGUUGCUAGCCAUCGAGGAUGGACCUUUGGAGAUCCCUGAGGAUGACGAUGCAGCUGAUGGGCUUGCAAGCCACGCAGAUGCUGCCAUGGAGGAGGGUGAGGAAGAGGCUGGGGAUGUGGAUGAUCCGACGGUUGAGCCUUCGGAUCCCUAUCUGGAGAAGGCUAAGGAGUUGUUGCCGAAGUCGCCGCAGCUGGAUAUACAUCAGGAUGCUCAGGUGGUGAAGGCAAGCUCCGCUGAGAGCUUGGAGCCGAAGACGCCUCCGAAAACUCCGACGCCGGCGCCCGAAGCUCCGAAUCCUGUUCCUGCUCUGACUCGUCGGCAGCCGGUGUGCACACCGAAGAGGCUCUUCCAAGAGGUGACUCCAUGCAAAGCAGCGGCUGAGGAGAAGAACGAUUCCGCAAAGCCUUCCCAGGCCGAGGCAGUGAUGUCGCCGGAGCCGCCUCUUGUGCUUCGGGACCAGCAGCGCAAAGCUGGGGACUUGAAGGAUGAUAUCGCGAAGGCUUUCAAGAAUGACGAUGAUGAUGAUGAUGAUGGCGAUUCGAAGAGCGUCGUGGACCCUGAGGGAAAGGCAUCGGACGGCGAGUGUGCCAGCCCAGUGGCUGCUGAGCGCGGUCGUGGUGGCCGUGGAAGCCGCGGCCGUGGGGGCCGAGGUGGCCGUGGGGGCCGAGGUGGCCGUGCGGGCCGAGGCGGCCGUGGCGGCUCCAGGGUGAAGGUUGAGGCGGGAGCCUUGCAGAUCAGCGACGAGGAGACUGCCGGCGAGGAGGUUGAGGACGUCGACGCUGAGUUCGAGCCGCCACCGGUGCUCAAGCGACCAGCUGCUAAGACAGCCGCGAAGUCGAAAGCGAAGGCAAAGGCCAAGGCCAAGGCCAGUGCUGUCGAGGAGGAGCCUGCUACGAAGAAGAGCAAGCGAACUACUUUCGCUGGUCGCCGAAUCGGCAAGGGGGAGCUUGCGAGGCACCGCUUCCUAUCCGUGCAGGAGAUCUUCGAUUCCAUGAUCGCUCCCAAGCUUAGGUUCCCUUCCCAGAGCGAGGAAGUCUACUGGGAUAUGGUCUACGGCGACCUUCUCAGCAUGGAGAACCCUUCCCGGGCCAAAUACGAUCGAGUCUGCCGAGCUGCGGCUACAAAGUUCUUCAACAGUGUGAUGAACUUCUUGGCGUCCCGUGGCUUCUACAAGGCGUGCCCGGGAUAUCCUGGCUCGAUUUGGAAAGGGCGCAGAUGGGAUUCACACUUGCUUUCAGUUCAGAAUGCAGUGGAUAUGGAGACGGCAGUCACGGACAUGAUGAUGGCAGCCCAGUGGAGCAGCUGGGAGGACGCCGCCGUCGUCGUCCCAGAACCGAAGCCAGCCACGCCCUGCCACGGCAAAGCAACCCCAAGCAUAUUGGAGCCACCUCUCAUAGAAAUUGGGACCCAGACUCAGACACCGCCUCGGAAAGUGAAUGAAGCCCCAGUGCCAAGCCCGAACACCAAGAAGCCUACGAGUGCGAGCGCCGAGAAAGCUAUGAGCCCCGUUCCCAAGCACAUUUCCACUCUGGCAAAGACGGUUCGGAAGACGCCGAAGGGCAAAACUUUGACGGACGAGGAUAUCCUUGCUUCAGUUCCGGACUUGCAGGACAAGAGUGCGCCGGAGCCGGCAACCUUCAUCUCAGAGGUGGAAGUCAUCAGGGCAGAGAUGCUGGAGAACGAAGUACCAGCUACGACUCUGUCGAGCCUCACAGCUGCAGCUACCGUGGCUGAUUCGGGCCUUGGCCGGGCUGUUCCAGCAGGGGCGGAGGCAAAUGCAUCGAGGAAUGCCCGAGCUUUCAUCUAUCGAUGGGGUAUGGUCUGGAAGGUUCCUAUUCGUGUCUUCCAUUAUCAUAAUGAUGAUGGGGUCGAUCUGGAGGUUCCGUACAUCUCGCCACUGGACUACACACAGUUCUUACUUGAGCGAGCUCCUGAACUACUUUUCGGUGGUCUAGGUAUUGUGGAAGGUCAGAAGAUGCUCGACUCCUUUUGGGCUUCUUAUCGACAAACACACAAGACGCAUGAAGUGUUCCAGGAGCAUUCAGGAUGCACGUCACGGGUCAUCCCAUUUUGUUUCCACGGAGAUGAAGGCCGGGGUCUCAAGAAAACAAACACUUGCAUCAUGAUGCUCGAGGCGAUCUUCGGUUUGAGCACUGCAGAAAAUAUUCAGUGCAGAACACACUACGCCUCUUGUCACUGCUGCUCGGAGAUGGGCCUGGAUCUGGAGGCUCGUUGCAAGACCCAGGCUGGGAAGCAUGACACAGCUCCUGCUUCUGCAUUUCAAGAAAUCAAUUUGCAACAUCAUUCAUUCCUGACGAAGUUUGUGCUGUUCGCACUCCCACGUGUUUUCUUCAAGCAAAAGAACUUGUUUGAAUUGUUGAUACGACAAAUAUCGGCAGAACUACGGCAGCUUUUUUUCGAGGGAGUAUAUGCACGGGGAAUGUAUUGGUUUGGCGCUAUCAUUGGCCUGAAAGGAGAUUUAGCUUGGUACCAUAAGAUCGGGAAGCUCACUAGAUGUUAUAGACAUCUAGCACCGGAUUCUGCCUCCUGCCACGUUUGUGGUGCUGGAACAAACGACCAGCCAUUCGAGGAUAUUCGGCGAAACCUUGCAUGGCGCAGGAGCUUGUACACACAGCGACCGUGGUCGAGUGACGACCCGCCUAUGUUCGACAGAAUACCAUUCGACCGCAAUGCUCCAGAGAAGAUCCUGCGGCGGGAUUUUUUCCAUUGCAGCAAGAUUGGAACGUUUCGAGAUUUCAUUGGUUCCUCCCUCCUCUUGAUCAUCCAGUUUGGCUUUUUCCAUGAGGAUGCUGGGCCAAAUAACCGGUCGGUGCUUCUACAACGGGCUUUUGGCCAUUUCCGUUUAUUCUGCUCUUCGCAAGGCAAGCAUCCGGCCAUGCAUUCUUUCACAAAAGACAAUUUCAAUUGUUCGACUUCGAAGAAAUACCCUUGGUGCAAAACCAAGGGCAGUGACACAAUGCUGCUGAUCGAUUGGCUACAGUAUCUUAGCCGGUCGUGUUUGAUGGAUCCGAAGAAGGAUGAGUACAUCUUUUUUUUGCAGCUAAUCAAUCGGACUGCAAAAGCUGGCACUUCUUGGGCUAAGUGCCUCUACAAGCAUGGACUAUGGCUGUCUAGGAAAUGUGCUUUGGCCCUGGCCGAAGAAGGGUAUCAAUUCUUGAAAGGUUACAACACUCUCGCUCAUGCCUGCUUGAACUCAGCCCUCAUCGAAGACCUGCCUUUCAGAGGCUACGGCAUGAAGCCCAAGCUGCACCUUUUGUUCCACGACAUUCAUGAAGUUUGGGAAUGGCUAUCUGAUCCGACCAUUACAGCAAUUCCAAAUCCAUUGAUUUAUGGAUGUGAGGCCAACGAAGAUGUGGUGGGCAAGGUCUCUCGAGUGAUUCGUCGAAUACACCAGAAGCAAGCCGCUCGCUCUGCCCUGGAACGAAUUCUAAUGAAGAUGAAGGCGCUCCACAGAAGAUUUAUGAAUGGUGAGAAACAGAAUCUAUCUCGAAAGAGAAAGAGGGAUUUGAGUGCCAGGCCAUGA
Messenger RNA from Symbiodinium sp. CCMP2592, 3837 nucleotides. The record is from the annotation of a GenBank genome assembly. Lineage: Eukaryota; Dinophyceae; Suessiales; Symbiodiniaceae.